AUGAUUGAAGAACAUGGUGGCAUAGUUCAGUCCGAUGGCUCGAUUCAACCAAUUGAUAUGUCAAGUUUUGAAAAAAAGAGUGGUUCAAAGAAAAAAGAAAAAAAGUUAACACCAAAGAAUAUAAAUUUAUUAGUUCAACAAUCAAAUCAAUCAGUUAAACAACAAAAAGAUGCACAAAAAAAGCAAACAAGCAAUGGUUUUAAUAAUAAUAAUAGUAGUAAUAUCCAUGAUGGUGGUAUGGGUGGUGGUAGUAGUAGUGAUAAUAUGGAUGGUAGUUUAGAUUAUAGUAUAAAUAAUAUUUUAAAGAAAGAGUAUGAAAAAAUCAAUAGGAAUCAAGUCUCUUCGUUUUCUGAUGUUGAAAAUUUUAGUGAAGAUGAUGAAGAUGAUGAUGCUGAAGAUGAUGAUUCAAGUGAUGAUCAAGUAAAUAAUAAAAAAAAUAAACCAAAGAAACCAAGUAAAUUAAUGAAACAUGAUAGUGUUGAUGGUAAAAAUAAAAUGACACCAAUUUCAUCAACUUCAAAAAAGAAAGUUCAACAUCAACUAAAAGAAAAGAAUAAAAAAAAAGGAAUAAAAAAUGAUAAAAAAAAGUCAAAACCAACCAAACCAACACCCAAAUCAGUUUCUUCACUACCACCACCAAAAAUAGAUUCAUCAACAAAUAAUGAUAAUGGUAGUAGUGAUGAUGAUAAUAGUGCUAAAUUCAAAAAAUAUCUAUUUUCAAUUGAACCACAAAAAUUUGAACAUACAAUAGAAAUUCCACCAUUUAGAGAGAUAAAUGAAUUUUAUGACCAAGAUGAUGGAUAUUCAAUUUUAUCAAAAAAUAAAUAUAUCGGAAAUUGGAGAGAUCAUAAUCAAUAUAAGAGUUUUGAUUUUGAUGAAGAAAUUGAUAAUCAACUUGAUGAUAAUAUUAUUAAUAAUGAUAAUGAUAAUGAUAAUGAUAAUGAUGAUGAUAAUGAUAAUGAUAAUGAUAAUGAUAAUGAUAAUGAUAAUGAUAAUGAUGAUGAUGAGAAUGGUGAAGAUAAUGGCGAAGAUUUAAAUAUUAAUAAUAAUAAUAAUAAUUAUAAUAAUAAUAAUAAUAAUAAUAAUAAUAAUAAUAAUAAUAAUAAUAAUAAUAAUAAUAAUAAUAAUAAUAAUAAUAAUAAUAAUAAUAAUUUUACAUCGAUUCAAAAUGAUUUAGAUUUACAAAAUAAUCUAAAUCUAUCACCAAUUAUAAUAACUUCUUCUUCAUCAUCUUCAUCAUCAUCACCAAUUGGUAGAAAUGAAAUUAAAACUUCAUUGGUUUCAGAAUCUGGAAGAUCAAUAUCAUCACCAAUUUUAAUACCAUCACCAACAUUAUCAUCUAAAAGUAACAAUCAAGAAAAUGAUGAUCCAACAUUAGUCAAAUCAAAUAAUAGUUUUAUUAAAAGUAUUUUCUCUUCUGGAAAAAUAAAAAGAAAUUCCUUACAAGAAUACUCAAUUAGAAAUUCUUAG
Messenger RNA from Dictyostelium discoideum AX4, 1470 nucleotides. RefSeq lists its product as hypothetical. The record is from RefSeq and is a predicted model, not a curated record. Bases 1 to 1470 code for a protein of 489 amino acids. Lineage: Eukaryota; Evosea; Eumycetozoa; Dictyosteliales; Dictyosteliaceae. The transcript is spliced from 2 exons.